Messenger RNA from Papilio polytes (common Mormon), 1793 nucleotides. RefSeq names its product translational activator GCN1-like. Bases 135 to 1793 code for a protein of 552 amino acids. Gene Ontology annotation, biological process: cellular response to amino acid starvation; regulation of translation. The record is from RefSeq and is a predicted model, not a curated record. Gene Ontology annotation, molecular function: protein kinase regulator activity. The transcript is spliced from 12 exons. Gene Ontology annotation, cellular component: cytosol. Lineage: Eukaryota; Metazoa; Arthropoda; Insecta; Lepidoptera; Papilionidae.
CCUCAUUUGUCUCUUUUACGUCCAACAUCCGAGCGCAAGUGUUUUGGUUAGGGUUAGGUGGACAAAUUUUGCUCUGUUUCCUUUACAGCACACUUUGUAAUAAAUAUACAAAACUAUCUGAAUGUUUGCUAAAAAUGGCAGAUUCAGAGGUGUUGAAGAAAUUGAAAGACGUCCCAUUUAAAAUCCAGACCGCAAGCUUGAAAGAAAGACGUGAAGUCAUAAAAGAAAUUCAGGAUGUAUUAGCAACGCCAGGUAUAACGGAACCAGUAGUUAGGUUUAUCUGCCGCGUUGUGACAUCCACAUUGCAUCGCUACAGGGAUACAACAUCACAAUUUUAUGUGAAAACCUUGCUGGCAUAUCUUAGUGCCAACCAUUGUGAAUGGACAUUACGCAGUUUCCUACCUUUGUUACUGGAUAUAUCAGAAACUUUACGAAAUACAGUUACAUCCAAAAGUACAUGCCAAAGUGGACUAUUUGCACUACACUGGUCAGCAGUAAUAACAGAAGCAUCCCUGAAAAGCAAAGAAGAUGGUGUUGACUACAACUCUUUGGUGUUAUCACAAGCUAAUUUUUUGUCUGUGGUCACCGCAUAUGGAAAUAAGAAGAAGAAUAACAAAGCAUUUACUGCUUUACAUGUCUCAUGGAAAGCUGUUGGCAAAACAAAAACCAUCAAGUGGUUUGAUGUGCUCACCAAAUUGCCGGCUGACACUGGUCCCCAAAUACCUAUCAUUUUCUCCGCCCUCUGCAGACAUUUUAAGCAAACUGGAGAUGAAGAGACUGUUAUCAGUCAUAAGGCAAAAAUGCUGGAUAGCUUCAUAAAAAGUUUGAUCAGUGUCAAAAAUCGCCCAAAUGCAAACUACAUCACUGCCUGUGCCGACCUGCUGCACAUGUUAACAUUGGAUGAUGUCAGGGAGUCGUUGUUGCCGGCACUGCAGAAGGCCAUGUUGCGCAGCCCUGAGACUAUUAUACAAGCUGUUGGUGAAGUGUUUGCCAAUUUGCAACUAUUUGUUGAUGGUACUGCUGUUGAUAUUGGCAAAAGUUUAAUAGGCAAUCUGCAUUCCAAAGACUUGUGGGCGCGAGCGGAGGCCAGCACGGCGCUGGGACACCUGGCGCAACGCUGCUGCGCGCUGGCGGCCGCGCGCCCGCUGCUGGCCGCCGCCUUCGCGGAGUACCACGGCGCCAGCGGGAAGCUCACCUCCAGCGAGGACAAGAUUGCGGUGCUACAGGGUGCGGGUACACUAAGCGAGCUGGCAGUGAACGAGGAAGACUUCAAAGUGCUGUACGAGGAAGUUACAAACCAGGUGGCGCGCGUGUUGGACAGCGAGUCCCACGAGCGCACCCUGUGCGUCGCGCUCGACGUGCUCAGCCUGUGGACGCAGCGGCUGCGGGCGCCGCUGCACCCCAAAGUCUACGAGAUAUUCAAGAAGAACUUGUCCGCAAAGAACAGCACGCCGGCGGUGCGCUGCGCGUACGUGGCGCUGGUGUCGCGCGCGGUGCGCGGGGGCGUGGCCGCGGCGCACGCGCAGGCGCUCCGCCCCACGCUGCUCGGCGCGUUGGAGCGCGCCGCCGCGCAACCGCUACAGCAGCCGAUUGUGAACGAGGCGAUCUCGGCCAUGCUGGGCCUCAUACUCAUGGACGAGGAGCGGCAGCUGCCUUCGAAGACCGCCGUGUGGUCCUUGCUGGUCCACCCCGACAAACACGUGCUGCUGCAGGACCGCGUGCUCGCCGCCGCCCCAGAUGAAGUGGUGACGCAGGUGGUGUUGGUGUGCGGCGCGGCGCUGGCGCGAUAUUGA